Messenger RNA from Schizophyllum commune H4-8, 844 nucleotides. RefSeq lists its product as uncharacterized. The record is from RefSeq and is a predicted model, not a curated record. The transcript is spliced from 3 exons. Bases 327 to 638 code for a protein of 103 amino acids. NCBI's taxonomy places the organism in Eukaryota, Fungi, Basidiomycota, Agaricomycetes, Agaricales, Schizophyllaceae.
GCCGGCGCCCCACUCACUGCGCACACUAAAUUCCUCGCGUCCGCGCCUCCUCAGCUGACGGUGACGUAGGCGACUUCAAGCGUUCCUUGCGCUCCUGAAGUCAUUCUGCUCGUUCCCUUGGAGCCCUCCGCCAUGUCUAAUGCACGAGGGGGCUAUUCUUGCAGCUAAUGAACGUGUAUAAGUAGCGCGCAGCGCUGCUUGACGUCUACUCUUUCGCAGCACCUACACACCGCGGACAUAUAAGACGUGUCGAGCGUCCAGCAUCCCUCGAAUACCCACGAACAUCGACCUUCAAACGACCACACGCCUAACGUCACACACCCAUCAUGAGCAUCUUCGGCUCGACAGACAAGCGCACCGGCCAUGCCGCUGCUGAGCGUGGCCCGCCCGGUGGUGAAUUCCCGCCCGACGGCGACGAGGUGUUGAGCGAGUGGCAGGAGGGGCCGCAUACGGUCAUCGAGCGAAGGGGAGGACCCGGUGAAGAUGUCGACGUCGAAGUCCUGCGGCACACGCACGACGAGGAGUCGGUGCCGGGGAAGGUCAAGCAUGCAGAGGAGAAGGUCGAGCAAGCGAUUCACCGGCACAGUCCGACGCAUCAUAAGGACAAGAGCGGGGAGAAGAGCAGUGGGAAGGCGUAGACGUUGCAAAUUGUUGGGAAGCGGUAGACGAAGGGAUGAUACCCGGGACAUUGUACUUCUAUGGAGGAUAUCGAUGACGGCGGCCAGCAAAUUCGGCUUGAAUCCAAGGUCUGUGGCUUGAACGAGUGAUAUGAAGUUACAUUAGCCCAGGCUGCAAAGCCCAUGACAUCCAAAAGGCUGGCUGCUUAGCAACGGAAGUCGCGCCG